AUGUUUGUUAUUUGUACCAGGUGUAGGCGACGGGGUUCUCGCGUGGACAUGCAGGAGGAUGCUAGCGAUUCUGGUGGGCCUUAUGCAUGUCAGAAGCCGCGCGGUUGGCACGAUGCAGACAGAAAAUGCGGAAACAAUCUCAUCCUGUUGGCGUCUGGGACAGGCCCUUUGUUCAUCAGCCCCGGGCUCUCUGCCAGGCUCACUGACUUACCCCUGGCAAAGGUUACGGCUGAUGAGCGAUGUCGGACAUGGGUAGGGACAUGUAGAGCGAAGGUUCAGGGAGGCGUCCCUGGAGAAGGAAUCCUGGGAAUUGGCGACAUGGGACGUUAUUUUUGGCCUCGGGCUGCAGAUGCCAACCUCGACCAAAUCCAAUCUCUGUUCCUCACCUCAUGCAUUCAGCCCCCCAUUUUUCACAACCUCCCCCGUUUCAACCUCCUACUCAGGGGGUCUCAACCACCACCGCUGAGGUGA
Molecule: messenger RNA, 471 nt
Organism: Chaetomium globosum CBS 148.51
Lineage: Eukaryota; Fungi; Ascomycota; Sordariomycetes; Sordariales; Chaetomiaceae
Exons: 2
Coding region: 1-471 (156 amino acids)
Source: RefSeq, a predicted model, not a curated record